AAAUGAAGCAAACUUAAAAGCCCAAUGCAUUUUUGACACAAAGCAAGUAAAAGAUUUUAAAACUCAGAAUGCUUAGACCUCUUACUAGAGGCAAACUUUUUUUUUUUUUCCCCCUGAUCUUUUUACAAGAAAAUUACCCGGAAACUUUGAACCUAGUGUACCUAAACUGAAAAAGGAAGGGAUGAUGACACUGAGGUGGAGGAAAUUCCUGUAAAGGAAACAACUCAACAGUGUUCAGCUAAAGCUAACCACAAUUUGUAUCGUGUAGUGUAGGAUGUGCAGAAAGUAAGAUGAUUCUUAAAGAAAAUGUCUCCGAAUGUCAACCAAAAUUGAUAAAGAAAAUAAUGCUCACUUUUUGUUGGAUUCUAGCAUUGUUUGUCACUGGAGCAGAAGUUAGAGAGAUUAAUUUGCCAGGGUGUUUCCAUGCAAAGCCUCAAUUAUGGUAUCGCACUAUUAGUGAUGAGGAGUUUGUUUUACGAUGCGCUUUACCAGCUGAAGAUGCCACCAACAUUUAUAAAAAUUCACCUGUAAAACAACAUGAGGUGAAAUGGUUCUGGCGUCAGAAAGACAAAGAGCAUCUGGAAGCUAUCAGGGAAAGCACUAACCCUGCUCUGCAAGGGGAUGCACUUUGGUUUAAACCAGUAAGGGACAAUGCUUCUGGAAUCUACAUCUGUAUGAUACGGGAAAAAAUCCCAUGUCUCAAAAUUGUUCUGGAGGUUCAAACAAAAAAGGAGGCAAAAUGUUCGGGUUACGACACAAAUACGCUGUAUCUUCUUGCUGGCAAUGGGAAUUCCAUAUCUUGUCCUGGGACAAAAUGCUACAGCCAUAUAAGAAAGCCAGAUGUAAAAUGGUACAAGGAUGGUCAUCGAGUAAAACACAGGGAAAACAGAAAAAGCCUAAAGCUAAAGCAUAAUGAAAUCUAUUUGAAUCCAACCUAUGUUGAAGAUGCUGGCAUAUAUGUAUGUGAUUACACUCUAUUUGACAAUACUACUAAAUGGACAAUGAGAACAGCAGUUACAGUAGAAGUCAUUGCAAGAAAUACUAUCCAUCCACCAAAUAUUUUGUAUCCCAGUGGAGUGGUUUUCCUUGAAGCAGAGCUUGGAAAGCCCCUUAAGCUGGAAUGCCCAGUACAGUUUGGGUUUGAAAGAGGUUCUAUAAGGAGUGUAACAUGGAAAAGAAACAACAAAGAAAAUAUAGAUGAGAAACUGAACCAGAAAACAAGUGUUUAUGCAAAAGGUUUAAAAGGACACAUACUUCUUCAUGUUGCCAAACUGGAGGAAGUUUCUGAGAUGGACUUCAGAAGCAACUUCACGUGCUUUGCUCAAAAUUCUGUGGGGAAUGCUACUGCUGUGAUCCAGCUGAAAAGAAAACGGAGAGUGUUUCUCUUAUAUAUACUAUGCAGUGCCAUUUCUAUCCUCUUUGCAUUCCUUUCGUGCACUAUUUUUAUUUACCAGCACUGGAUUGAAAUAGUGCUGAUGUACCGAAGCUAUCUGGUCCACAAUGAAACUACAGGAGAUGGCAAAGAAUUUGAUGCAUUUGUGUCCUAUGCAAAAUCAGACUCUUCUGAAAGCGACUCUGCUUUUAUUAGUGAGGAAAAAUUUGCCCUGGAGCUUCUUCCAGAUGUGCUUGAAAACAACUAUGGGUACAAGUUAUGUAUUCUUGAAAGAGAUAUUCUUCCAGGAGGAGCAUACACAGAUGAAGUUGUCACAGCCAUUAGACAAAGCAGAAGAAUAAUUAUUAUUUUGAGCCCAGCCUAUGUCAGCGGACCAAGCAUCUUUGAACUGCAGGCAGCAGUGAACUGUGCAUUGGAAGACAAAAAGAUCAAACUGGUUUUAAUAAAGUUCCAGGCUUUCCAAGAGUCAGAGACUUUGCCUCCAGUAGUUAAGAAGGCCCUUAGGAUUUUACCAACCAUUACCUGGAAGCCCUCUGCAUCUUCUGCUCCGAACAAGAAGUUCUGGAAAUAUCUGUGUUACCACAUGCCUGUGAAUACUACUAAGGUGCUGGGAGAAUGCAGCCUAAAGGCUUUUUUCAAAGGUUAUUCAGCCUGGUACAUCGAUAGCAGAAAUAUCACAGAGGGAUGACUGCAGUCUCAGGAGUGAUGACAUGAUUGUUAAAGACCUUUUUAUACAUCAGCUGACUGUUGUGGACUGUCACUUCAACCAGUAAUAGCUCACUCCAAAACAGUGAGAAGGACUACAGAGUGAAUGUGCUACAGCACACAGUAAAACUACAUGGCACUUCACACAACCAUAAAUGUGAACUAUUUUUAGUAAUUUAUUAUUAUUAUAUUUAUUAUUUUGUUUUACUGUGAUGCUGAGACAUGAGAAUGUUUUGCUCCUUAUACUGUAUUUCUGCUGAAACAUUUUAAUAUAUAUAUAUUUAUUUUUUUUCUACAAAAAGGAUUAAAAAAGGGAACUCCAGAGAAA
Messenger RNA from Anas platyrhynchos (mallard), 2426 nucleotides. Lineage: Eukaryota; Metazoa; Chordata; Aves; Anseriformes; Anatidae. The record is from RefSeq and is a predicted model, not a curated record.